This is a messenger RNA of Grus americana (Whooping crane), 7848 nucleotides long. It is a transcript of the gene CLSTN2, whose product is annotated as calsyntenin 2. Gene Ontology annotation, cellular component: cell surface; postsynaptic membrane. The record is from RefSeq and is a predicted model, not a curated record. Gene Ontology annotation, molecular function: kinesin binding; amyloid-beta binding; calcium ion binding. The transcript has 17 exons. Gene Ontology annotation, biological process: positive regulation of synapse assembly; homophilic cell-cell adhesion; positive regulation of synaptic transmission. NCBI's taxonomy places the organism in Eukaryota, Metazoa, Chordata, Aves, Gruiformes, Gruidae. Bases 63 to 3029 code for a protein of 988 amino acids.
GUGACGUCGCCGUGGUCCCGGGGCGGGAGCCGGAGCCGCCCCGGUGCUGGCAGUGAGGGCGAAUGACGGAGCGGCGGCAGCGGCAGCCUCCGCCCGCCCGCCUCGCCCCGCAGACAGCCGUCGCCGGGAGCUGCCGCUCAGGGCGGCGUGUCGCGCGCGGAGGGCAGGCGCCGCGGCGGGGAUGCGGCGGCGCUGCUGCUGGGGGCCGGCGGCGUUGCUGCUGGGGCUGGGCAGCCUACUCGCCGCCAAAGGCAGUGAACAAACACAAGCCCUGGAUUGAGACAUCGUACCAUGGAAUCAUAACUGAAAACAAUGACACUGUAAUUUUGGAUCCUCCCCUUGUUGCUUUGGAUAAAGAUGCACCUGUUCCCUUUGCAGGUGAAAUAUGUGCUUUUAAAAUCCACGGACAAGAAAUGCCCUUUGAAGCUGUUGUGCUAAACAAGACAUCUGGAGAAGGUCGUCUUCGAGCAAAAAGUCCUAUUGACUGUGAACUGCAGAAGGAAUACACAUUCAUCAUCCAGGCCUAUGACUGUGGAUCAGGACCAGGUGGAACAAACUGGAAGAAAUCUCACAAGGCAGUGGUCCAUAUCCAGGUAAAGGAUGUCAAUGAGUUUUCACCAGCUUUCAAGGAGAGUGUGUAUAAGGCCACCGUGACAGAGGGAAAGAUCUAUGACAGCAUACUGCAGGUAGAAGCCAUAGAUGAGGACUGUUCCCCACAGUAUAGCCAGAUCUGCAAUUACGAAAUUGUCACGACUGAUGUUCCUUUUGCCAUUGACAGAAAUGGUAACAUCAGAAACACCGAGAAACUGAACUAUGAUAAACAGCGCCAGUAUGAGAUAAUGGUAACAGCUUUUGACUGUGGGCAAAAACAUGCAACAGAAGAUGUCUUAGUACGAGUUAAUGUCAAACCAGUGUGCAAACCAGGCUGGCAAGACUGGAACAGACGGAUUGAAUACAAGCCCGGUUCUGGCAGCAUGCCUUUGUUUCCCAGCAUUCAUCUAGAAACGUGUGAUGGACCAGUUUCCUCAAUACAUACCACCAUUGAAUUACAGACUAAUUACAUUGGAAAGGGCUGUGAUCGUGAAACGUACUCAGAAAAAUCUCUGCAGAAAUUAUGUGGAGCUUCCUCAGGUGCCAUUGACCUCUUACCAUCUCCCAGUGCAACAACUAACUGGACAGCUGGGCUUCUCAUGGAUAACAAUGACAUGAUUUUUAAAUUUGAUGGAAAGCAAGGAGCCAAAAUCCCAGAUGGAAUAGUCCCGAAGAAUUUAACUGACCAAUUCACCAUCAGUCUGUGGAUGAAACAUGGACCUAGUCCAGGAUUAAGGGCUGAGAAAGAGACUAUUCUCUGCAACUCUGACAAGACAGAGAUGAACCGACAUCACUAUGCCUUGUACGUGCACAACUGCCGAUUAGUAUUUCUGUUGCGCAAAGACUUUGAUCAGGCUGACACCUUUCGUCCUGCAGAGUUCCACUGGAAACUGGAUCAGAUUUGUGAUAAAGAAUGGCAUUACUACGUUGUCAAUGUUGAGUUUCCUGUUGUUACCUUAUACAUGGAUGGAACAACGUAUGAACCUUACCUUGUGACCAAUGAUUGGCCUAUCCACCCUUCACACAUAGCCAUGCAGCUGACAGUUGGUGCUUGUUGGCAAGGAGGUGAAGUCACCAAGCCCAGAUUUGCUCAGUAUUUCCAUGGCAGCCUGGCCAGUCUUACUAUCCGGCCAGGCAAAAUUGAGAGUCAGAAAGUGAUUUCCUGUUUGCAAGCCUGCAAGGAAGGUCUGGAUAUUAAUUCUCUUGAGAGUCUUGGCCAAGGAAUAAAGUAUCACUUCAACCCUUCUCAGUCAGUCCUUGUCAUGGAAGGAGAUGACAUUGAGAAUAUAAAUCAAGCUCUCCGAAAGGUCUCAUACAUCAACUCUAGACAGUUUCCUACUGCAGGCGUACGACGUCUCAAAAUCUCAUCUAAAGUCCAAUGUUUUGGUGAAGAUGUCUGCAUUAGUAUCCCAGAUAUAGAUGCGUAUGUAAUGGUGUUUCAGGCCAAUGAGCCCAGGAUUACAAUAAGUGGGAUGGACCACUUUGCUAGACCAGCUGCACAAUUUGAAAGUGAAAGAGGUGUUAUUUUGUUACCUGACAUCAGGAUUGUCAGCACAGUCACUAAAGUGGAGCAUCCAGUGGACUUAAAAGAACAUGACAGAGCCAAUAAGCCAGUGGUUUUAGAGGAAAUGCUUCACAACUUGGAUUUCUGUGAUAUUUUGGUCAUUGGCACAGAACUAGAGCCUAAGCAAGAAUGUUUAGAACUAGAUCAUGUGGAGCUUCAAGGAAAGCACCUAGAUGCCACAAAUUCUACAGCAGGAUAUUCAAUCUAUGGUGUGGACAGCAUGCACAACUAUGAACAGGUUCUUCGGCAGAUUCGAUAUCGUAACUGGUACACUUCUGCUACCUUUGACAGAAAGUUCAGAGUCAAGUGCUCAGAGCUAAAUGGACGUUACACCAGCAAUGAAUUUAACUUGGAGGUUAAUAUUCUACACAGCUCCAACACCAACUUCAUGGACCACGUAAAUCAUAUGAUAGUACAACCACAAUUUCUCCAAUCUGUCCACCACCCAGAAGGAACCAUAAGUGCUGUUCACAACUCAGUUGUUCCAAGUGUGGCUACUAUCGUUAUCAUAAUCUGUGUGAGCAUACUCAUUUUCAUCGUAACCUUGGGGGUCUAUCGGAUUAGGACAGCUCAUCAGCACAGCUCUGCAGACAACGAAGGAAGUAAAGAGAAUGAAAUGGAUUGGGAUGAUUCUGCUCUGACUAUUACUGUCAACCCCAUGGAGAAAUAUGAAAAGCCUCACCAGACAGAAGAGGAGAGUGAGGAGGAAGAUGACGACAUAGAAGAUGAAGACGAAGACACAACCAGUGGUGAAUCAGAUGAAAGUGAAGAGGAGGAAGAGGAGGAGGAAGAAGAGAUUGUCCAAAAGGGAGACAAACAGAAUGCCACCAGGCAAGAGCAGUUGGAGUGGGAUGAUUCAACACUCCCAUACUAACAGCCCUCCAGCCACAUUGCUCUUUUGUAACAACCAAUACGAUGUUUUUUCAGAGUCUAUGAAUUCAUUGACAGGAUUUGAACUUCUCCUUGCGUAUAACUGUUUUACCUAAAAUGAUCUUGUUGUAGUGAUUGAUAAUGAUAGAAGUGACCCUUUUCUUACAAGGCCUGGAGAAAACAUGGUACAAACAUACUGGCAUCACCAGUAAUAAAGUAAUCUAGAACUUGAUCUGUUAGCAAGCGUAGUUCUCAAUUUCCUGUUUCUAUACUGCAGAUAAGUGACACAAGUCCUGUCACUCAAUCCAUAGAGGUUUUUUGCCUUUGCUAUUUUUUUCAUACAGGAGAGAUUUUAGCUUGUUAUGAAGAAUUACUUGUGUGGGUCCAAAUAACUGUUGCCAUUUGACUUCACACUCUUACAGGUGUAAAAUAUACUCCACCUUCAAAUUGGGGCAGAGUUUUAGUGCUACAGGUGACAGAGACAGAAUUCCAUUCGUCAUCUCGUCCUGCCUUCUUGGAUGUUAACUGUCUUCACAAGGGAAUAUUUAGGACUUGAUAUGGGAUGCAUGUGUGCCUGUGUAUAAGUGGACAGUAUUUAUUUAUUUAAUUUUUUUUUUAAGGCAUGCUGUCCGAACCCUCAAGAUAACCCACCCAUAGAAAUUUCAGAGAGUUUAAAAAAAAAAAAAAGCAACAAGGGGCUACUGAAGGUUACAAAAGAAAAAAAAAUAGUUCUAUGUCCACUAAUAUGAUCUUAUGCAAACUGUAAGUUCUAAUGGGAUUGAUUUACUGGAAACCUGCAGAGCUGCUCAUUAGUUAUGGAUUGAGCAAUCUGCAGCAAAGUGAUGCUUUAAACCGUCUGUCUUGUAAAAUCAUUAGCUUGUUGCAGUAUCUUACUGAAGUAGUGAAAAAUAAGUGACGCCCAUUAGUCCGUAGCUAUGUAUGGUUGGGAUUCAAACAGUGAUUUUACAUGAGGAAAAAAUGUUCCCUUUUGCUUUAGUGAAUGCCAGCUGGAAUUCAUGUCUGACUGUAUUCUAUAAAACAUUAUGCCCUAUUUCUUCUGCACCCUUACCCACCUACAAGUGGCACAACAGAAAGUGACAACACAAACAACUGCCAGCUCUCUUUUGUGCUCAUAAUUCUCCCUUAUUUCUUCUUCUUGAAGCCAUUAAUAUUGUGAAAAGGUUUUAUAAAGUAGAACAAGAACAAAUAAAACCUACCUGGAACCAAAAGAAGUGGAGAAAAGGAAAAAAAAAAACCCCCAAACAAACAACAAAAAAAAACUCCACAAAACUCCUAAGAGGUUGAGAGAGUAUUUUAGUUUGUUAUGGUAACACAGCAUAUUUUUCUUAAACACUGUUUAAAAAAGAAAAAAAAAGCAAAAAAAAAAGCAAAGCUAUGUACAAUGUGUUGGUAAGUCUGUGUGGUGUGGGUUGUGGUUUUUUUUUUUUUUUGUGUCCCCUUUCCUUAAUUAUCUUUGCAUCUUCAAAUGCGCUGCAUACCAAAUGAUGCAGCAUUUGCUAGGAUAACUGCUCUAAUGCAUUAAAAAAAGCAAAAUGGCAUGGAAGUCAAUGCUGCCUAGUGGCUUGCCUUUUUUUUUUUUUUUUUUUUUUCCAAGUACAUCCUUUCCUUUACAAUUUCAUCAUUGCCUUUUGUAGUUGUAAUUUGUUGUUUAAAAUGAGCUGCCUCCUCCUCCCCUCUUUCCAAAGAAACAAGCAGUCAGUCUUGCCAUCACAGGAGGACAUUCCUGAGUGCCCAUCAAUGGUAGCUGAUCUUGCAAAAAGUAACUUGAGCAAUCUUGAGAAUAGCCACCUCCCUCAAUACUUUAUGUUUAUUAGCAGCUCCUGAACAUCUUGGAAUAUAAAGAAUACAUUGUGGGUUUGGGGCUUCUUUUAAUUGCCAUUUCUGCAUCUGACAGUUGCAGGGAAAGAUUAACAGCAACUAGACCUUGUAGUUUAAUAACUAGAAAGUAAAUGAAAAGAACCCUAAAAAAUUAGAGAUCUUCAUGCUCUUUUUUGUUGUGCCAACAAUCAUGUUGGCACAUGAUUGUUAAGACAGGCAAUAUAGAAGUUUUCUUACACGAGCAAGCCUGUGUUGUUUUUAUUCUGGUCUCUCAUAAUUAGUAAACUUGCAAGACUAUUUGCAGAAUCAAGCCCACAUACAUAAAAAAUUAUCUGCAGGAAUAAAGAUUGUAAAAUUGGCCAAAAUUUCUGUUUAAUAAAAAAAAAAAAUCAUAAAACAUCAGAAUAUCCUGAACAGAAAUUUUAUGUUAGAGCAUUUCCUAGGACCCUAGUAUCCUAAAUAAUUUCCUAGUGUUAAUUUCUAUUAGUGACAUGAAGCAGGCCCUUCAUGAUGUUUGUUAUCAGCACCUAUCUUAGCAAAGCUUUCUGCUCAGAAAAAAAGAUUUAAAAUUAAAAGUAGAUAUUUAAAAGCCAAUUUCAGAUUUAAAACUGAGCUUAAAUUCUUUUUUUAAGUUUCUGUUAUUCCUGAUUAUUAUUAUUAAUGUUGUUAUCACAGCAAACGUUAGGGCAACUUGAAAACAACAAUUUACAACCUUAUUGACAGCUUUUAAUUCUUUUAUACAUUCAUGUCUUCAGCAGUGUGUUUCUCCAUCUAAUAGAUUUUUAUCUUUUUUGUUCCUGGAAGCAAAUCUUUUCAGGUCAUGCUGGUACAUUACACAAGAAACAAACAUGAAGUAUUUUCUCCGCUGUAAAUAAACUUACAUUUUUAAACCUAAACAACGUAACACAGGGAUAUGUGAUAUCACUAAAAUUUGGUUGCAACAAGAUAUUCAGCAAACUGAAAUGUAUCACUGUAGUUAUUUUAUAUUACUCAUUGGGGUAAAUUAUACAGCAUUUUUCAUUCAAAUAAACAGAAAAAAUCCUUUUCACAAAACACUAGUGAGCAUAAGAUACUUUUUUUUUUUCCCCCACAAAAUGAACCUUAAAAUUUGUAUAGCAUUUGACAGCAAUGACUUCAUAAGCAAAGGCCUACUAGUGGAAUAACAUCAAAAUUCACUUUUUCUGAAAUAUUUUCAACAGUAUUUCCUAUCCUCCAUGAGUUAUUUUUUUGAUGUAAACUAUUUGCUUAAAACCGGACUAGAACAUAUAUAUGUGCAUCCACACACACAAAGCCUCUCCUUUCCUCUCCAAAAAAAGUGUUUAUGCUACAAACUCUGAAAUGGCAACUGCAGUGUCUGGCUCUUCAAGAUGUAAUGUUUAUCCUUAGCCCAGUUGCAAGGUUGAGCUAUGAAGACACACAAAUAGAGGUGGCCUUUUUUUACAGUAGCAAUAAACAAGUGCAUCCAAAAAAAAAAAAAAAAAUCAUCUCUGAAGAGGUAUCUGUAAUACAUGACCGCAGUAAUCUGUGAUGCCAGAGGUUUAAAAUGAGAGCACAUCACUGACUGCCUUUAAAUUUUUUAAAUUCUAAUCUAAGGCUGGGAAAAACUGCAAAACGUACAAAUGCAAAUUCAAGACAGUGAUACACUGCAUUAUCUGAAUUAAUAACUGCCUAAGUUGCUUUUUGUGAUCAAUAGCUCACAUUUCUUUUUUACUUCUUCCCCCUCCACAGGUAUUUCAUCUCUGCAAGCAAACUUUGAAAUUGAGAUUAAUCUCAGUAUUUACUGCACUGGCUGACACUAGUUCAAAUUAGAAAUAGACACGUAGGGUUUGUGACAUCUUUAAUACUAAUUAAAAUAACAUUUUGCUAUUUGUUCAUUCAAACAGGCAACAGCAUCCUGCAGUGGUGGCUUCACUGCUUUUUAACUGGUGAUGAUUUCCCCUGCCAAGGCCUACUGGGAAGGUGCAGUUUAUUUCCCUUUCUGGUGUGUUGUGGUGCUGGGCUUGCUGCGAGCACGUGUACCAUCCUUACUUCAUGCAGGAGAAAAAUAAGUCUCAGAAAGGGUCAGAGGGUUUUAAAGUUCCUCUGGUGGGGAUGAAAUCCACUGUCCCAUUUUGCAGGAGCUCUGCCUACCUGACACUAAGCUGAAAAUAAUGCCAUGAGACAUUAGUAGCCCCAAGUUAAGGACUGGUCAGAUAGUAAUUCUGCAGCAGCCCUUACUUUAGUUUGGCAACCCCUUUCAAGCCCUGCACCUAAUUUAUGUCUCAGCUGUCUCUUUCCCUGACCUGCAACCUGAGAGGCAGCUGUAAUGUUUUACCUGGUGGGGAUCCCAGCAGGUCGGGACACAGCCCUUCCUCCUCUGGAAGUUUUGGUGCCAGCACAUGCGCCACUCUCUGCAUUUCCACCACCAUCCAGGCUUAGAAGAAGAGGAGAAUGAAAGACUUUACUGAGGUGAUAUCCGGGAAAGGUCUGGUUGAGAUGGAUGCAUGGAGCUGCUCCUGGUAUCCUGGAAUAUACGUUAGAAUACCAAAAUUAAGCAUGUUUGCAAAAGCACAUGGAUACUUAGAGAGGGAGAGGAAAUUAAACUGUGAGGACAUCUCCAGGCUUCAGAAAAGUCUCCUCUUUCCUUAAUUCUUGGAUGCUGACUAGAUUAAAUAUCUCCAUACCAGUAUAUCCCCACCAGUUUUUAUAUGCUUAUUACAAAUACCAAUAAAACCUCAUAGCAAAAUACAAUUUCCAUAUAAACAAUUUCCAGGAAUCUAGCAGUAGGCAAAGGAGCCAAAUAAUAAAAAUCUUGGUGUCUGACAUCAUGACUAACAUCCUAAAUUUUUUUUUUUCCAAAUUUACUUCAUCUCUGUGGGGUGUCGCUGUUUUCUGGAUGUGUACUGUAUACUAUUUCUUCCCUACUCUUAAAAAGUACCAAUAAAUUUACCAGCAAGACAACAGUUCAUUUGGCAGAAAAAUAAAGGUGUCAUAGCUUGUAAAAA